Molecule: messenger RNA, 3331 nt
Organism: Chironomus riparius
Lineage: Eukaryota; Metazoa; Arthropoda; Insecta; Diptera; Chironomidae
Source: the annotation of a GenBank genome assembly
AUGCGAGUGAAUAACCUUCGGGAGAUUACAUCACAGUCAUUCAAGGGUUUAAUGAUGCUUGAGGAGCUUUAUUUAAGUGAGAAUGCCAUUUUUGAUAUUGAACGUGACUCAUUCCGGAGCAUGGAAAAUUUACACAUGAUUGAUUUGAGUGAAAAUUGUUUUUUCCGGCUGAAGCCUCACAUUUUCAUAAGAAAUUACCAUCUCAUAGACAUCUAUCUUAAUUAUAAUUAUUUAAAUGAAUUACCAAUUCUAAUGCCAUCAUCGCAAUUCAUAAGAAACUUAAACGUUACAGGAAAUAGAUUAACCAAUAUGACAUCACUUAUUUACUACACAAAUAUCCAGUCAUUAAAUUUAUCCGAAAAUAACUUUACAUCUAUAAAUAUAAGAGGUCAAAUGAUUGAUGCUGUGGAAAAGGAAAGUGAUGGUUCGUUUAUCUCCUCAAGCGAAAGCGAAGAAGAUGAUGAUUAUAAUAGGAAUAAUAAUAAAGGAAAUAUGCAACAUCGACGACAUAGAGCACCGUCCUCGUUUCAGCAUCCUGAAAAUCCAAUGAAUAGACGAAUGAAUUCAAACAUUGAUGAUCGUCUUUCUAACCCUUUACCGGAUUUAGUUGGAAUGAGAUAUAAACGUGCUGUUGCACGAACGAGCAUUGAUUUUGAGUACAAUAGUAAUAUACAAUAUCUGAUGGACAUUUUCCGACCGGGCAGGAUAUCCGAAGAAGCUGUACAAUCUUUAAUCAAAAUUUCAUUGAACGAAAAUGUGUCGGAAAACCUCAAAGUUAUGAUAGAUGUUGCAAUUGACUAUUAUAAAAAUCAGAAUCCGUAUCAAUUUCGUCAUGAAAUAUCGAAAAUUAAUGACAAUGAAGAAGGUAAUGAAAAAUUUACUGUGGCUUCGUUUGUCUACUUUUUAAGAAAUUCAAUCAGAAGCCAGACGAGAAGAAUGUCACGUAAUGUGAAUGAACGUUUACAUUUGCAAUUGUCAUAUCAACAAUUGGAACAAUUAUAUAAAUACAGCAGAAUAAAUCAAAUGGAAUAUUUUACAUGUCGAAAUUGUUCAUUGCAUUCAAUUGAUUUUCUGGUGCAAUUUACUAAAUUGAAAUAUGUUGAUGUCAGUAACAACAUGAUAAAAUCUGUCGAUUGUAAGCAGCUUGUCUCACUUAAGCAAUUGGAAUAUUUACUUGCAUCUGACAAUAAUAUUGUGUCUUUAAAUUUUACAUCCAUGCUAAAGACCUGGUCAAAGCUUCAUGUUCUGAAUCUCAAUAAUAAUCCUGAAUUGAGUUGUGACCUAGUUAGAAAAAUGCAAAAUUCUGCUUACUAUCUGUAUAAAGUGUUUAAAUUGCAAGUCAAUAAAUUGAUACUGGCUACGCUGUUGACAGGACUUAUCGCCAUAGCUUACAAGUUGAUAUUUGAUUACGAAUAUAUACCGAAUCUUGUGUCGAUUGAUGUUAUAAAGGAUAGAUAUUAUGACUUUAUAAUUAUAGGAUCGGGAACGUCAGGAAGCGUUUUAGCUUAUGAGUUAUCAAAGCACUCAAAUUAUACGGUAUUACUAAUUGAAGCGGGUGGAAUUUUUAAUGGAUUAUCGAUUAUUCCUAUAUUGAGUACAAUGAUGCAAGGCACUGAAAUGGAUUGGCAAUUAAAAUCAGCACCACAAUUAUAUUCAUCGCGUGGCUUAAAAAAUGAACAGCAAUGUUUGUCUCGAGGAAAAGGAGUGGGUGGAUCAAAUCAAUUAAAUUACUUGUUGCAUUUCAGCGGCAUUCCUGGAGAUUUUGAUGAAUGGCGUAAAGCAGGUGCUGUCAAUUGGAGUUAUGAUAAUUUGAAAUGCUACUUACACCGCCAUGAAAUGAAUGAUAAUGGAAAAUGUGAAAAUGACAGCGAUUCACCAAAGCUUUCCAUUGUAGAAAUGGAGAAUGAAUCACCAUUGACUCGUGCUUUUACAAAAGCAAAAAAAGAAUUGAAGGCAAAUUUCAACCCAAAUGUUACAUUGAAUCUGUCAAAGUUUACAACACGGAAGGGCGUUCGACAUACAGUUUUUCAUGAAUAUCUACGACGUGCAUAUAAGCAUAAAAAUCUCUCAAUUGUCGUACACGCGAGAGUUGAGAAAAUUGAAUUUAAUGAAAACAAAGAAGCGAUAUCCGUUAAAAUUGUAACACAGUCUCAAGUGACACGAGUUAAUGUGCGAAAGGAAGUGAUUCUGGCUGCGGGAACAUUUCAUUCACCACACAUUCUAAAGCGCUCGGGAAUUGGUGACAAAAAUGAAUUGAAAAAGUUUGGAAUCGAUUUAAUUCAUGAUUCACAGGCAGUAGGUGAAAAUUUAUUCGAUCACAUGAAUUUCCCAUUGUUUGUGUCCAUCACUGAAUCGGCUACUGUCACAAAGGAUAAAAUUCUAAGUGCCCGUGAGAUUUAUCGAUAUCUGGUUGAUGGUGCUGGCAUUUUGUCGACAACAGCUGUUAUUGGUUCCGGUAGAUUGAACGAUUACGGUCUGAUACUCUUUGGAACAGGAAGUGCUGACGAGAAGACAUUGAAGCAUGUUGCAAAUUUUAAGACAGAUGUAUUUCGUGCUUUCUUUCCACUUUAUGCUAACUCAAGUCAAGAAGGUUUUAUUGCUCUAAGUACAUGCUAUAUGCCAAAGAGUCGAGGAAGGAUUAUGUUAAAUCCAAAAACUUUCGGAAAUGAUUUUUUGAUUGAUCCGCAAUAUUUGAAAGAGGAUUAUGAUAUUGAGUGUAUGAUAAAUGCUAUCAGAUUAAAUAUAAGAUUGAUUAAGUCAGAUGCUUUUCAAGCAAUUGGAGCAACAAUCCAUUUUCCAAAGUUAAGGCAAUGUCAAAACUUUGGGCCUUUUGAUGAACCCAAUUUUGAGCCAAGUGAUCGAUAUCUUGAGUGCUUAUUAAGACAUGCUGCUUUGACAGCUCAUCAUCCAGGUGGAACUUGUGCUAUCGGCAGUGUUGUUGAUAAUGAUUUGAAUGUGAUUGGUGUAAAAAAGUUAAGGGUUAUUGAUGGAAGUGUUUUUCCUUUGCCACUUUCUGGCUAUCCGAAUUCAGCAAUAGUUGCGGUGGCAGAAAGAGCUUCAAAACUAAUUUUGAAUGGAGAGCUGAAAAAUAAUUAAGUUAAUUUUAAAGUUUAUGUGCUUUAAUGUUUUUAAAUUAAUUUUUUUAAAAUGAAAGAGUCAUUUGCUUUUGAUAUCCAAAAGGCUUUACGUCCUAACAAUGACUCAAAAAUAGAAGAAUCUUUAGAAAUUAUAAGUGAGCCGGUAACUUAGUUGUCGUUUUCUUAUUUUGUUAUUUUUAAGUCAUUGUAUUUAAUUAUUAUGGCUUCCUUAACAAAUAAAAAAUAAAUGUCAC